Phragmites australis (common reed) is the source of this 1529-nucleotide messenger RNA. RefSeq lists its product as uncharacterized. The record is from RefSeq and is a predicted model, not a curated record. The coding region runs from base 1 to 1038 and encodes 345 amino acids. NCBI's taxonomy places the organism in Eukaryota, Viridiplantae, Streptophyta, Magnoliopsida, Poales, Poaceae. The transcript is spliced from 6 exons.
AUGGCAGCGGCACCAAUGCUCCUCCUGCGCGCCAACCCCGCCGCUGCCAUCCCAGUUCCCAUCUCCACGGUCGCCUACAGUUGGUCUUGGCCUACACUUCCCUCCUCCUCCACCUCCACGGCCGCUCGCUGCUCCGUCGGCUCCUCCGCGAAGCUAUUCGCCGUCCAAUUCCAGGAGCCCCUCCGCUCCUACUCCGAUCCAUGGGGCGGCCGGAAAGAGAUCGGAAGGGCAUCUCCGGCAUCUAAUGCAAUAAUAUUCAGGCGUGGGUAUGCUACUGAGAGGCAGAAAGGGCUCCUAUUAGUUGAGAAACUCGAUUACCUGCAGCCAAAACUCUUACAAAGUAUCUUCUUCGGCCUCUCCAAACCCUUGAAAAAGCCAGGGCAAUGGCUUAAUGAGGCAUUGAAAAGAUCAACAGGGAAGCAAGGAUUUCAGAUCUGGAUCGACAAAUUAAAGCUCUGGAUUAAAGAGCAAACAUAUGCAGAUAAUUCACUGUUGCUGAUAGAAAACUCUUCAUGGGACAAACUUCGGUCUGAUCAGUUACCCUAUGCAGAUGUUCCUAUUUGGAUUGCUGCGCAAAGGACAGUCUCUCGCUAUGAAGGAAUUCUGUCACCUGUUGGUCCUCGUGGCAGACUGCUAAGAAGAUUGCUUACAUGGAGUGGAUUAAUCCCUUCUCUGCCAGAAGCAACAGUAAAACCUGAUGUUGAAACAAAACAUCUUGAGGGCUAUGUCAGGGCCAAUUUUCUACCAAGAAUUACCCUUGCAAAUAUGUGGGAGCCGGCAAGCAGAGAAUCUUGCAACAACAAUGUGUGGGAGAUAGUGAAAACUUCUUUUGUAUUUUAUUUGGGAAGUCUACUCUUCAGGUGCUGCCGGCUGUUGGUUCCUGCUUGCUUGGCAUCUCGUCGACAAGGCGUGCUCUUGGCAAGUUACGUCGAAAUAUGUGGACCGAAACCUGGGCCAUAUGAGAGGACCUGCGGAGAGACAAAUGUACCUGAGUAUGAAUGUAUACGGAUAGAUAAGCUGGUAAAUAUAUACGGAUAGAUAUCGCUAUUUUUUAUUAGAUGCAGGGGAAUGAAACAUGUAUGAUCAACACAAUUCCCUUUCUUUGUACACUCAUUAUUGCUGUACAAUCCAUUGUACGAUACAUACACGAAUACAUACAUUUGGUACUCAAUGCAUUCAUGCUAGGUGGCAACAGUACCUUAUUUUCCCUUUUGUUUCUUGUGAUCGAUAUGCGCAGUAUCUGUAAUCUUCUUGUUACUCCGAUCCGGUUUUACUACGUAUUUGAUUAUUAAUUCCAUAAGAUUCAGUUGAUCUAUUGAGAAGGAAAAUAGAGAAAACAAAUGAAAUAAGAAAUUCAAGUUGCCAGAUUACUAUGGUUUUUAAUUCUCCUGUACCUUAAUCGGAGGAAAUCAGGCGGUUCAGUUAAUGUUAUUAGUACUAUUAAUUAGGCAUAAAAUUCAAGUCGCCAAAGUGCAGAAUCAAUCAAUGGUACACUUUUUAUUGAUGGAUGGACGAAUUAAUUCAUCCGA